AUGGUAAUGAACCAACCUGACAUCGUGGUGGUGGACAAAGGGCAGAGGACAGCCGUGGUGGUGGACAAAGGGCAGAGGACAGCCGUGGUGGUGGACAAAGGGCAGAGGACAGCCGUGGUGGUGGACAAAGGGCAGAGGACAGCCGUGGUGGUGGACAAAGGGCAGAGGACAGCCGUGGUGGUGGACAAAGGGCAGAGGACAGCCGUGGUGGUGGACAAAGGGCAGAGGACAGCCGUGGUGGUGGACAAAGGGCAGAGGACAGCCGUGGUGGUGGACAAAGGGCAGAGGACAGCCGUGGUGGUAGACAAAGGGCAGAGGACAGCCGUGUUGGUGGACAAAGGACAGAGGACAGCCGUGGUGGUGGACAAAGGGCAGAGGACAGCCGUGGUGGUGGACAAAGGGCAGAGGACAGCCGUGGUGGUGGACAAAGGGCAGAGGACAGCCGUGAAGUUCUCUGACGACUCUGCCAUCAUCGGACUCAGCUCCGAGGACGAUGACACAGAGGACAGAGGAGUUAUACAGGACUUUGUGGACUGGUGUCAGCGGAACCACCUCCUCAUCAACGUGAGGAAGACCAAGGAGAUGAACCACCUCCUCAUCAACGUGAGGAAGACCAAGGAGAUGAACCACCUCCUCAUCAACGCGGGGAAGACCAAGGAGAUGAACCACCUCCUCAUCAACGUGAGGAAGACCAAGGAGAUGAACCACCUCCUCAUCAACGUGAGGAAGACCAAGGAGAUGAACCACCUCCUCAUCAACGUGAGGAAGACCAAGGAGAUGAACCACCUCCUCAUCAACGCGGGGAAGACCAAGGAGAUGAACCACCUCCUCAUCAACGUGAGGAAGACCAAGGAGAUGAACCACCUCCUCAUCAACGUGAGGAAGACCAAGGAGAUGAACCACCUCCUCAUCAACGUGAGGAAGACCAAGGAGAUGAACCACCUCCUCAUCAACGUGAGGAAGACCAAGGAGAUGAACCACCUCCUCAUCAACGUGAGGAAGACCAAGGAGAUGAACCACCUCCUCAUCAACGUGAUGAAGACCAAGGAGAUGAACCACCUCCUCAUCAACGCACCGGCUCUGGUCAGGAACAGUAAUACCUUUGUCCGGAACUUUUACCUGGAUCUCAACCUCGGGUUUGGAUCUCAGCCCUACGGAGCAGAGUAA
Messenger RNA from Knipowitschia caucasica, 1167 nucleotides. Lineage: Eukaryota; Metazoa; Chordata; Actinopteri; Gobiiformes; Gobiidae. The record is from the annotation of a GenBank genome assembly.